Messenger RNA from Seriola aureovittata, 3643 nucleotides. It is a transcript of the gene retreg3, whose product is annotated as reticulophagy regulator family member 3. Gene Ontology annotation, biological process: reticulophagy. NCBI's taxonomy places the organism in Eukaryota, Metazoa, Chordata, Actinopteri, Carangiformes, Carangidae. The record is from RefSeq and is a predicted model, not a curated record. Bases 354 to 1850 code for a protein of 498 amino acids. The transcript has 9 exons.
CUGUUGGAAGUCUCAGAAAAACAGGUUACGCCAUAUUGUCCCCUUUCCGAGGAGAGUGCUACAUUUCUGCAAAAAUGACAAAAUAGUAGGUGUCAGCUUAUUUAAAAAACAUUGCCCCAGUGGCUUUGAUAACAUGCUUACUUGCAACACAGUCAGGUGUUUAUUAUUAGACGGUAACUCGUUGAUUCAGCUGGCGUGGCUAGCUGUUAGCUUAAAUCCGUUAGCGCAGUCCUUUUAGCCGGUGUUGUGAGCGGGCGGCUUUGUAACGCUGUGCUGCCCAUCUUCACCCUCUUUACCUGGUUACACUUAAGUAUUUAUUUUACAGGCUUAUUUUAUCAACGGUAGAGGCUAAGAUGGCGCACACUGGGGCAAUGGAAGAUGCAUCCAUGGAGGAUUGCUCUACCAAACAGGGGUCUAGUGUCUGCCUGCGAAGUCGACCGUGCUCCAGCGAGAGAGACGGUCAGGUACGGGCUGUCAAAGCCGCUCUGCAGACCAAGUUGGGGCCCUACGAGCCCGUCCUGACCUAUCUACAGUCCGUCCUGGUGUGGCAGAGACCCUUUCAGUGUGUGCUUCUUUAUUCUGUGGUCAACGUUGUGUUCUGGUUCUUUGCUCUGACUUCACUGCGCCUGCUGUUUCUGCUAGCUUCUGGUCUGGCUGUGGUUGUCUGUGUUGAUACCUGGAGAAACAAAAUCUGGCCAGAAAUUAGAGUCAGAAACCUGGAUGAAUCAGAAAAUGAGAGCUGGGGUCUGGUGCAGCCCGGCAUCCUCAGUGUGCCUGAACUGUGCCACCAUAUCGCUGAGGCGUGGGUCAGUGGAACAGUUCUCACAUCCAGUAUGAUGCAGUACAAACGACAAAACCCUGGAAAGUUUUGCAUCCUGACCUGUGGAGUGUUCACCUGUUUGGCUGUGGUUGGGCGCUACAUUCCUGGAUUGGUGCUCUCCUACUCUGCUGUGUUAGCUACUCUCCUGGCUCCUCUGGCAGCCUAUCACAGGCUCUUUCAGCAUGUUUGCGUGAAGUUGGAGCCGGUCCUGCAGCGGCUGGACUUCAGCGUUCGUGGAUACAUGAUGUCAAAUCCUAUUGAUAAUCAGUUCUUGCGGAAGUCUAUCCGUGGAGCAUCCUCAGAUGACGCCAGUGACAGCGAGGAGGAAUUGGCCGCUUUCUGUCCAACAUUUGAUGAUGCUGUUGUUGCGAAGGAACUUGCAUUGACAGACUCUGAGCACUCUGAUGCUGAGGUGUCCUACACUGACAAUGGAACAUUUAACCUGUCACGUGGCCAGACCCCACUCACAGAGGGCUCUGAGGACCUUGACAGACACAGUGAUGCUGAGGAAUCCUUUGCUCAAGACCUCCCAGACUUCCCCUCCAUAAACCCUGAUGCCACCCUGAUGGAUGAUGAUGACGACACAAGCAUCGGGCUACCUAGUUUGGGUCCAUCUGGACUAGCUGGUCACCGGGCUUCAGUGCUGGAUGUGGAUGCUCAUUUGGAUUCCGACCAGGAGGAUCUGGAUGCAGAACUUUCUCUCAGUGGCCUGCCACCUGCCUCUGAUUUCACUGGCGACUUGGCCGGAGUCAUUGCCAGCAACAUGAUCCAGGCGGCGUUGGCUGGGGCAUUGCAGCCUCGGCCUCCUGUUACCCACCGCAGAGAGGGCCCACCCAAGGCCAGAACCCACCGAAGCUACCGCAAACAGUCCAGCUCCGAGUUGGACACAGACUUGGAUGGAGAGGACUUUGAAAUGCUGGAUCAGUCUGAACUGAACCAGAUGGAUCCCCUCGGAGGAGGAGGAGGUCCUAGAAGGGGGGAGAGUCAGGGGUCUAACUUCUUAUCUAGCCUUCUGGGUAAACCACAGUAAGGUGUGUGCGUGCGUGUGCGUGCGUGUGCGUGCGUGCGUGUGUGUGUGUACGUAUGUACGGGUGGAUGAGCUGUGACUGUGUGAUGUGAAAGAUGAUUUUAGGUUCCAGCAGUCCUGCUUCUGAUUGGCAUCAGUUUAUCACUGUGAAGUAUUUUAUUUUUUCUAUCUUUUCAAACCCUUUCUCCCUUACUUAUAAACCCAGAGCAUCCACAAUACGUUUUACUUUGUAGGCUGAGCAAUAGGAAAAUGCAGAAACAAAAAUAAAACGCAUUCAGACAAUAAAUAAACCAGCAUUAUUGAGCCUUGUUGCAGUCUUGUAACUUCAUGCACCCAUCAGUUAUAAGGGUACUUGUUAGUGACUAUAAAUGAAAAACAACAGUGCCCAUAAAAUCUUUUCUACUAGGAGGUCUAGACAUACAGGGCUAUUUAACAUGGGACCAAAUAUGACAUUCCUGUCGGUUGAGCUGAGCCAUGUUGCUUUGAUAAUACCAUUAUGGAAAAGUUUUCAUGUUUUACAUUUCCUUACCGAGUGGAAUGGUGGAAAUGGAUAAAUCAGCCCCCACUUUCCAUCACACUUUGUUAAAGAAACAGCAGCUUGUGUUGCUGUUGAUGUAAAUGUCCUCUGCUGUCACACUUGGCUAUAAUCUGUUAGAAGAUGAUUUAUCUGAAGUUACAGGUGAAUUUACAUUCUUGUCAGCAGUUGAGAAUUUGGACAGCGAUUUUCUUCCAUCAUGAAGAUGAAUUAUAUUUGGAUAAAAGUUUCAGCUCCUUUUCUGUAUGAUUUUCUUUACUUUUUUCCUUUCCUGCUGACAUAUGAAAGACGUAUUCAUACAUUAUUAGGAGCUUAUUUUAUUUUCUUGAAAGAAUGUCACAUUACAGUCUUAAGAUAUAUGACCCAGAUGAGCAUUUGAUGUUGUCUGUUCAUUGUAUUUAUGAACUUGUGCCCAAGGGUGAGAUGUGUUUUUUUUUUUUCCUGAAUAGGUUGAGAAUAUUUUUCAUUUUCCUGCCCUUUAAUACAGCUCAAUAACAUAUUGUGUCCAUGUUUAAUACCUUGAAUGAGCCCUCAGCUUUGUGUGUAUUUUUUCUCAGAAAUAGUAUUUAAAAAGUCUUUUAUCUUUUAUCAUCUUUGUAUUUCAUGUUAUUGAUAGUCAUGCUGAACAUUUUAAGAGAAAAAUCAGUUCAUGGAUCUUUUACUAUUUUCAUGGGGAAAAUGUUUACAUCAAAAUUGGUUAUAAAAAAAAUUGUCCUUAUGUCCUUUUUUUAAAAGUGUUAAUGGCUUUGUGUGCUGGUCAGCCUGAUUUCCUCUUGAUGGACACACCAUGUCAGUAUGUCAUAAUUUUGCAGUGGAAAUGGCACUUCAAACGAAAAUAAGCCACAGUUGAGAUUUAUUGAAAUCAUAUAUCAAAGAGUCUAAAAAUGCUGGGUUUUAAAUAGAGGAAAACACAUUGCUUGCUUUCAUUGUGUUACUUUGAGAAGAAAAUCAUAGCUGCAAGAGAUUUAGCACAAUAGAAAAAAACUGCUGGAUCCAGACUUAUGGAGGUGAAAGGAAAAUUGUGCACUUAAAGGAAAAUGCUGGGAUUUUGAGGCUGAAGAAGAAAAGGAGGAGUUUGAUUUAACCACCUCAGUUAACUAGAAAGUUGCUCAUUGCUGCUCCACGAAGAGUCAGUUCCUCAGUAUGAGUGAUCUGUAGUCAGUUUGAUAAUGUAAUGUGCAUAGAAGUGUAUUUUCUUCUCUGUAACUGGUUUUGAUAUGUUUUGAUGUGCAAAUCGUAUUGAAUAAAAUGUUUGCCAUUA